Messenger RNA from Bombina bombina (fire-bellied toad), 4214 nucleotides. RefSeq names its product ALS2 C-terminal like (gene ALS2CL). Lineage: Eukaryota; Metazoa; Chordata; Amphibia; Anura; Bombinatoridae. The record is from RefSeq and is a predicted model, not a curated record. The transcript has 27 exons. The coding region runs from base 302 to 3268 and encodes 988 amino acids.
ACCUUUCUGGAACUCACAGAGUUAAUUAAGGGCUUGGACUUGUUCAGCAGUUAAAAAAUUCCUGGUGGGAAGAGAAAGAGGGAGUGUCACAGGGAGAGAACAUUUACUGCUUGCAGCACUGUAAGGAGGUGUAACUAUACUGUAUGUGGCUGUACUGCAAUCUGUCAGUGCAAGGUAUCUUUCCCACUAACCAGAGGAGUUGAAAAGAUGGAACGGUAUAACAUUUUUAUGUAAAAGGAUUUUUCUCUUACUUGAAACAUUUUAUUUAUAAAAAGUUGGGAAUUAAAUCACCAGUUUUGUGAUGUCCAAGUCCAACAUCUCAGUCACAAGGCGAUUAGCACGGCGGCAUGUUCCCUCUCUGAUGGGCACCCGAUUGUCACUUGACAGUUCUAUAAUUAAGGAUAUUUUCCGUAAAUCAGUGGAGUCGCUUUUACUAAAUUAUGAAGAGUUUUUAGCUGCUCUGUCUAAGAUGAACUCUUUGGUACUUAACACACUGCUACAGGCUGAUGCCGAUGACCCAGUGGGGAAAGAGCAUCUAAAACUACUGUUGAUCCUCAAUGAAAAAUUUCACACAUUGUGGGAUUUAACUACAACAGGAUACAACACACUAAAACAGGACUAUGACAAUUCUUCCCUAGAUGUUCAAGAUUUUUACUUCAUCCAAAAUGAAAAUAUUUUUCUAACAGGCUACACACAAUACUUUGUGGCAGUCACAAACUACAUGGUUGUGAAGGGAUUUGACAGGGCAGCUAAGAACAGCAGCAGUCACUGGAAGACAUAUAAAAAGAAUUUAAAGCAGCUGGUUCGAGAGUCGAAUGAAAUUCCAACUGCUAUUUUGUUACUGAGAGUUUUCACUGACCCGGUCAAACAUUACGUGGAGCAAUGUUCCUUAAUAUUUUCCCAGCUCAAUCGAACACUUUUGGAGGUGACAGAAGAAGAGCUGGUCACAGAUUCGCUAAACAUGUUUGUCAAACUAAAGACAUAUAUAAGUCAGUCUCUGGAUGAGGCCUCGCUGACCAAGAGCUUGUGGAACUCAUUAUCAAACAGACUAACAUAUGCGCUAUGUAUAGCUGAGCGUAGGCUUCAGGAAGACAGCAGGAAUAUCCCGAUUGCUGUCACCACAGGCAGAUAUGACCGAGUGCUGCUCUUUGAUGACGUGCUUGUGUUCCUACAGGGGAAUGAAGUUCACAGGUUCGAUUUACAGACAGUUUGGCUCGAUUCAACAGCAAAACAGAAAUCUGAUCCAAAUAACUUGGUCCUGCGCAUCAUUACCCCAGAAGAGGAAUUCUUCAUUUCUGCAAAAGAUCCACAACAUCAGGUUUUGUGGUUGUGGAAACUAAACCAGCUUAUCCGCCAGAGAGUGAAUGGAAACAGAGAUUUACCUUUAUGGGGUGGGACAGGGGAGGCCAAUGACCCUCCAACGUGCCGCCUGUGUACAUACACAUACAAGAAUGAUGGCAGAUUUAAGAACGCUGUAUAUGAAGGAGAAAUGUCCUGGGGAAAACCACAUGGCAAGGGCAGGCUGAAAUGGCCGGAUGGGCGCAAUCAUGCAGGUGACUUCAAAUUUGGCCAAGAAAACGGCUUUGGAGUCUGCCUUAUGCCCAACUCUUCAGAGGACCAAUAUGAUUGCUAUAAAUGCCACUGGAGGGACGGAGCUAUGCAGGGAUAUGGAAUCUGUGAAUAUGCCGAUGAGUUUGUGUACAAAGGAUACUUCAAAGAUAAUAUGAGACACGGGUUUGGGAUCCUGGAAAGCCCCGUCACCAAUACAAAUCCAUAUAAAUACACUGGCAACUGGGAGUGUGACAAGAAGUCCGGAUAUGGUAUAUGGGAAAGCACUGACAGAGGGGAAAGAUACAUUGGAAUGUGGCAGGACAACCAGAGACACGGACCAGGUGUGGUUCUCACACAUUCUGGAGCUUGCUACCAAGGCGUCUUCAACUCAAAUAAACUGGUGGGGACUGGUAUUCUGCUUUCAGAAGAUAACACAGUUUAUGAAGGAGAAUUCACAGAGGAGCUUAUCUUGGCUGGGAAGGGAAAACUCACUUUAUCCAAUGGUUUUACUCUGGUUGGAACAUUUUACAAAAAUACCACUUCUGGUGUUCAGACUCAGGGAAUACUUCAUACCUCCUGUAAGCAGCAAGACGAGACACAGCAAAAUAAACUCCAGUUUGGUGUCGGGAUAUUCCCAGUGGAAACAAGGUGGCAAGGAAUCUAUGAACAAUUCCAGAAAUUUCUUGAGUCUGGGUGUAAAGGUGAAACAGAAGAAGCUUUCUUAGGGUUUCAUGUAAGAUCAAGCAAAAAAAUGCAGAAAUCUCAGGACUACCUCUACUGUGAGAGGGCCACAGAGGAAAUUUCCGGCAGGAUAGAAGACAUUAUGAAAGACAUUAGCCUUCAUCAAGGGCGCGAGGGAAUCCAGUGCUACUUGGAGAAGGCUUUCAACUCUUCUCGUCACCCAUUUAAAAAGCUACUGAAGAUUCUUGCUGUAGUUUUCCAGGCUGCCUAUUCUGGAAUUGGAGCAAACUUGCAUCUUCUAACCAUGGCCCAAGAGGAAAUAAAGUACUAUGCAAAGAGAAUAUGGGAGUUUUAUAGAGACCUGAUGCGGACGGCAGCACAACAGACAGGUCAAACAUUUUCUAUUGUUAAUAAUAACAUUGAUUAUGAUGAUGAAGAUGAAGAAACAAGGGAUUUGAAUUCCUACACUUUAAUUCUACCUCUCAUACUCCCUCGAUUUCACCCGGACCUCUUUAUGCUGCAUAUGCUGUAUUACCAGGAGGAAGACGCCCUCUACUGGCAAGGAAUUGUACGACUGGGUCUCCUUACCGACACUAAGCUGUUAGAGUUUUUAGAUGUGCAAAAGUCUUUAUGGCCACUGAGAGAUGUUAAACUAACGUCCAAUCAGAGGUUUUCUAUCAUCAGACACAAAUGCUUCCAUUCAGCAACCGAGUGCUUGCAAAAGAUAAUCUCUACAAUGGAUCCAAGUGAGAAGCUUCAAAUAAUUCUCAAGACGUUAGAAGAAAUUGAGAAAACGGUAUCCCGAGUAAUGGAGAAGGAUUAUAAACUUCCUAUGGAUGAUCUGCUGCCAUUACUUAUAUACGUUGUGUCACGAGCAGAAAUACAACACCUUGGGGCGGAAAUACAUUUUAUUCGAGGUUUGAUGGAUCCUCAUAAUAUGGGAGGGAUUUAUGAUUUUUCUCUAACUGCACUAGAGGCAUGCUACGAGCACAUCAAAAAAGAAGAAGUACGGCACUACAAGGCCCCUGCAUUAUGAUCUGCUGAGUUACUACAUUAAACUGCUCUAGGAAUGGAAAUGACUCACAAUAGACUUGUUGAUUCUGCGCAGUACGUCUCAACUCUAUCAACUAUGACAGGAUUCAUUUUCCAUGAUGCAGCUCUUCAAACUAAAAGCGCAAUCCUACUGACUUCCUUGCACUUAUAUACUCAGGAGGAGACAUAUACAGCAUUACAAUAGCACAUGAUAACUCAUACGCAUUUUGCUAUUUUACACCAUGAGGGCAGUAUCCCAAAUUCACACAUAGCACUGUGUCUAGAUAAUAAUUUAUUUCUAGAGCACCAACAAAUUCAGCAGCUCUAAAAGAUUCCGCAAAUUGGGUCUAGAUCUAAUGACAUCUUGAAAAUUAGGGAUAGAAGUAGAUUUAGUUGUAGUAGCGAAACGGCUCUGAAAUGCAAAUUAAAUAACAGCUGGAACGUAUAGAUGAGGUAAAAAGCUCAUUCAUUUCUCAAGUCUUAAAAAUAGAAUAAUAAAAUUUGAAUUCAUAUUUUAAACUCAACAAUUUAGCUGCAGCACAAUAUCCAAACAUUUAGGUUCUAAAGAAUUUUGUUGAAAGAGACAAAGAAGCCAACAUUAAACUUAAAAUAAUUUAGUUACAGCGUAUAAUUUAAAAAUGAAAAACAAAUUACCGGUAAUUCUAUUAUCAAAUUGACCUCUGUAUCUUGGUAUUAUUUUACACAUAAACUCAGUGUAUUAAAAAAAUAUUAAUUUUUGUAUGUGACUCAGAACAGUAAUCUCUCAGCUCCUCAUAAGUAUUAUAUUGGGGUCUAGAGAAGGAAAUCAUAUUUUAAUUGAUGGAGAAUGUUUUUAUUUUAUUUAUUACUUAACAGCUGUUGAGUAUUCUAAUGCGAUUUAUUUUGCGUUAUCUUGUUUUCUCGGAUUUAAGAAUAUUAACCAGAAACACCUGUGUAUUUAAAAAAAAUAA